Nematocida homosporus is the source of this 1524-nucleotide messenger RNA. RefSeq names its product serine palmitoyltransferase. The record is from RefSeq and is a predicted model, not a curated record. Gene Ontology annotation, biological process: ceramide biosynthetic process; sphingosine biosynthetic process. Lineage: Eukaryota; Fungi; Microsporidia. Gene Ontology annotation, cellular component: endoplasmic reticulum. Gene Ontology annotation, molecular function: serine C-palmitoyltransferase activity; pyridoxal phosphate binding. The coding region runs from base 1 to 1524 and encodes 507 amino acids. The transcript has a single exon.
AUGUCAAUGGUAUGGACGGUGCUUUGUGCGCUUAAGGACCCCUACCAGAACAACCCAAUUAGGAUUGUGUUGGAGAUCUUAUUGUUGGGGGUAGUUCUGCGGUAUGCAUUUUCGCGGCGGGGGAAUGGUGUUGAUUCGGAGAUAGUUUUGUCGGAUGGUGAGGCGGAACAAUUGAUUGCGGAAUGGGAGCCGAAAGAGCUGGGGGAGGAAGUGGCUGAGCCGGAGAUAGGUAAGGUGAAGUAUGUUCUAUCUUCUUUUACGCCGUUCUUGUUCAAUGGGGGAAGUCUAGGAGAUGAACCGGUGGCGGGUUUACCUGGUGAGACGGUUGAGAAUCGGAUGCGGAAGAAGAAAGAGAUUAAGGCGGUAGUGGAUAAGUACGGGGUUGGUACGUGUGGGCCGCGUGGGUUUUAUGGGACUUUGGAUGUACAGUUGGAUUUAGAGGCAGCUUUAGCACAAUCUUUGGGUGUGGAAGGGGUUGUGUUGUAUGCUCAUGCUUUAUUAGCGAUUGCAAGUGUGAUUAAGUGUUUUUGUAAACGAAGUGAUGUAAUCUUUUAUGAUUAUCGGUCUUCCGUUAGUAUUAGACGGGGCAUUUAUGCUUCUAAGGCGAAAGCUAUUUCUUAUACAACUCCCUCUGAUUUGAAUGCGAAAUUGUCUUUGGAGAAAGCUAGCCGGAUGUUUAUCAUUACGGAAGGUAUCUUUGAAGAAACGGGUGAAACGGCCGAUUUAGGAGCUGUUGUACGAACCAAACAGGCUCAUAAGGCCUUUUUGAUUUUGGACGAGUCUAUUUCUAUUCCUAUGCUGGGCACACGCGGUUCAGUGGGUUUCUUUGGGAUUGAUCCGGCUGAGAUUGAUUUAUGGAUUGGAUCUUUAGCUGGUGGGUACGAAUCAGCCGGUGGAUUUUGUGGCAGUACUCGGGUCAAUUCUGAUCAGCAAAGACUGUGCAGUUUAGCUUACUGUUUCUCGGCUUCUUUACCAGCCGCCCUAACUUGUUUUGGUCUGGCUAAUAUUGAAACAGUUGCCGCCUGGGAGGCUGCAGCAGAUCCCGGUUUAGUGGUAAGUAGUGAGGAAGAAAGUUCCAGUGAGUGUGAGUUCUCUUAUGCCCCAGAGAUAGAAUUCCCAGUACGAAGACCUUCCCGCUCACCUAAAUUCGCCCGACGGUUCUGCCGCGAGAAGAACACACUAAUCAACAGUCCAGCCGUUGCGGCACUAGUUCGUAAUUUCAACCAAUGUGCCAAAAAGACCGGAGUUAGUAUUAGAGCUCGUAAUGAUUCAUUUACGCCAAUUGUUCGACUAGUUAUUCAAGAAGAAACAGCCGAGAAGUCAUUCCUUAUUCAGCACGCCUACACACUCCUACUAGCCCAAGGUAUCUUCGUCCGUACAACUCAAUUCCCCGAACCCGCCCUACUACUAAUAGUUGACAAUUCCAUUACACCCGCCACAGCCAAUACAAUCUCUCUUGCCCUCUAUGCCAUCAUGGCCGAAGUACUAACCGCCCACGACCAAAAUGAAGCCACCCACAAGUAA